AUGUCCGAAUUCAAGUUUCCUCUCUCACCUAUCGAAAUCCAAGCAAAAAAUCAUGCGAUCCUCUGCGCAAGCGGUUUCCUGAUUCUCCUUCCGGUUGGCGUGCUUAUAGCACGAUACUCAAGGACAAUUACAAAUAGAUGGUUUCCGUUCCACGCUGCUUUCCAACUAUUCGUUGCAGGCCCUGUAAUCCUCACAGGCUGGUACUACGGCUGGAAAACCUCAGAACAACUCCUGCUCGGUCAUUUCUACGACCCACACCAAAAGAUGGGAUUGACCUUAUUGAUUCUCUACGUCGUGCAACUACUCGGUGGGGCGUCCGUUCAUUGGAUCAAGACGCCCUCGCGAUUCGGUAGCGGCACACGCCCUCUUCGGAACUACUUCCACGGCUUUUCGGGUCUCGUAAUCUUUGUUGUGGCGGCCUCUCAGGUCCAUUACGGUCUAUACAUUGAAUGGGACGUUGCUCUUGGAGGGCUGCAUCGAGUUCCACAGAGCGCGAAAAAUGCGUGGAUAGCUUUGGUUGUGAUAUUCUGGGCUCUAUACAUCGUAGGCCUCGCACUUCUUCCUCGACAAUUCCGCCAGGAGAGGAAGGGUAGAGAGCAUCGCGAUUCUGAGGCUCAUCAUGAAUUACGAUCUGGUAGAACUUCCGAAAUUUGA
Marasmius oreades (fairy-ring Marasmius) is the source of this 654-nucleotide messenger RNA. RefSeq lists its product as uncharacterized. Gene Ontology annotation, molecular function: transmembrane monodehydroascorbate reductase activity. The transcript is spliced from 4 exons. Lineage: Eukaryota; Fungi; Basidiomycota; Agaricomycetes; Agaricales; Marasmiaceae. Bases 1 to 654 code for a protein of 217 amino acids. The record is from RefSeq and is a predicted model, not a curated record.